This is a messenger RNA of Zingiber officinale, 1494 nucleotides long. RefSeq names its product homeobox-leucine zipper protein HOX14-like. The transcript is spliced from 2 exons. Gene Ontology annotation, cellular component: nucleus. Gene Ontology annotation, biological process: positive regulation of DNA-templated transcription. The record is from RefSeq and is a predicted model, not a curated record. The coding region runs from base 656 to 1279 and encodes 207 amino acids. Gene Ontology annotation, molecular function: sequence-specific DNA binding; DNA-binding transcription factor activity, RNA polymerase II-specific. NCBI's taxonomy places the organism in Eukaryota, Viridiplantae, Streptophyta, Magnoliopsida, Zingiberales, Zingiberaceae.
AAAGGAGUCAUGUCCGGUUAUGUCAGGUUAAGAUCAGCGUCCACACUACAUGACUUUGGGCAACAUCCAAAUUCCAUCGUCAGAAAAAGUUCUAGGCCGCCUUAAACUCGAGAUCAACUGUGAAGGGCGAUCGGGUGCAAGUUUCAGAGAUAAUGCUGCAUGGACUGCGUUAUGCCUGCCUGCAUGAUACUGAGCUGCACGAACCCGUUACCAGAUCUCUGGGCAGGCUGAUGAUCGCCCUGCAAGAAUCAAUGAGAGGGCGACAGGUGGAAGGGGCCCAGCAAAUGGCAUAGCGACAAGUGGCGGAGGGUGUUUGGUUGGAGAUGUAUAAUGUGCUGCCCAUGUGCUCCGAGUGACCUUCUUAGAGUCCGACUCAGCUCAUGUGACAGGAAGUACCUUAUCCAUCUUUAAAUUUAAGGGCACGUAUGAGGUCUCCUGCUGUGAGGUGUCCUUGGGAGGUGAACCAUGGCGACACCUUGCUUCAAAUUCAAUAUACGCUUUACAUGGAAAGACACAAAUCUUUCUUAUUGUAUCGAGCACUGAGCCGAGCCCGGCCCCGCCCCCCGGUCGUCGGUCUCGCAGGAGGCGCUAUAUAUUUUAACGCGAGCAUCGCCGUCGACUGCCACUAUUCAAUUCACUCGUCGCCAAGGCCGCCAUGAGCCACCGGCUAGACGCUUUGCUCUUCUCCUCUGUCGACGGUCACGUCUCUCGAGCUGCGGUGGUCGCAGCGGGAGGCGUCGCCGGCGAGGCGCCGCGACGGAGGAGGAAGAGGCCGCGCGCCGCCGUCGACGCGAAGAAGCGGCGGCUGAGCGACGAGCAGGUGAAGUUGUUGGAGACGCGUUUCGGGGAGGAGACGAAGCUGGAGUUCGGCCGGAAGCUGCACCUCGCCGCCGAGCUCGGGCUCGACCCCAAGCAGGUCGCCGUCUGGUUCCAGAACCGCCGGGCGCGGCACAAGAACAAGCAGGUGGAGGAGGCCUACCUCGAGCUCAAGGCCAUCCACGACGCCACGCUCCUCGAAAAGUCCCACCUCGAGAACGAGGUGCUGAAGUUGAAUGACAAGCUUCUUGCAGCUGAAGAAGAACUUAAGAGAUUCUCCCUGAGCGCCACCACCGGCGGUGGAAAUGGUGGCGGCGAGCCAGUCGGAAGUCCAAACUCAUCGACUUCGACUUGCCAGCCCGCAGUAUCAGAGUUUGGAGGCAUAGAGGAAGAAGCCGAACUGAGGUACCUAUACGAGUAUGAUUGCCUGAUGGAAUGGGAAUACAAUUUCUAUGGUAUGUAAAGAUUGCUGCUAUAUUCGCUUCCAUGUGAUCAAACAUUGUAAAUUACUCAAGUCCCUUCCAGCAAAUCCUAUUCUCCGACUAACAAUGACUAUCGUAUCAAGUUUUGGGGAGUGUACUUAAUUCGCUUGCUGUUCACUAGCUGUUCAAAGGUGUAAAAUUAGAAGCUGUAAAUGUAAUCCUUCAUUUCACUGGAAGUUCUGUUUGCGUUGAUACU